Molecule: messenger RNA, 1608 nt
Organism: Wallemia ichthyophaga EXF-994
Lineage: Eukaryota; Fungi; Basidiomycota; Wallemiomycetes; Wallemiales; Wallemiaceae
Exons: 6
Coding region: 1-1608 (535 amino acids)
Biological process (GO): glycerol transmembrane transport; water transport
Cellular component (GO): plasma membrane
Molecular function (GO): glycerol channel activity; water channel activity
Source: RefSeq, a predicted model, not a curated record
AUGAAAUCCGCCUUCUUGUUUCGCCGGUUCCUCAACUCCUCGGAGUUAGACUUUACACCAACGAAGGAGUAUAACCUAAGAAAUACAGUCCCAGCAAUGUCACGUAAAAGACAAUCCACUGCACAACAGCCUGAAUUUCAGUGGCGCCAGUCUGGACGGGCGCAGACACUGCACCCAAAUGCGAGAGCAAUGCAUGAUGAGCGCUUACGGCGCGUGAAGAACAAGCCGCUGUUUAAACUAGGAGGGACCAUGCCUGAUAGGUCGGAUCAGGGGGAGUAUACUGGCGAACCGUCCGGUUUUAACGCCAGCGCAAGUUCAACGAGGGAUCUCGACGCGGUUGCCGACCAUAUAUACUCGAGGAUGGCUAAUAAACCCGGAUACAAGAGCACGAAGCCGUCUCGUAAAGUGCCGCGCAAAGCACCUCGCCAAGCACCUCCUCCACCGCGCAGACAGAACACUAUCGGCAGGACAGGUGGCCAGAUAGGCGGUGUGAUCAACGAUGCCGCAGACCCAGGGGAUGCACCAAACAGGGACCAUGGCAAACCUGACAAUGAAUCCCAAGAACCUUCCUACUACAAAGCCAUGGCUGAUACGGAAAUGCAAGACGAGCAUCAGAAACCUGAAAAUUCCCAGGGUGAUGAGAAUGAAACAGGUCAGAUUGGUGGUCAGAUGCACAAUCAAUGGCUUAAUACCCCUGAAACUCAGGCUAAAUUUGAUGACCCAAAUGAACCUAUUUUCUCCUGGUGGUUUAUUGUUCGUGAGAAUUUUCGCGAACCACUGGCGGAGUUUAUAGCGAGUAUGGUAUUCAUUAUUAUAGGUCUGGGUGCGUCAGUUCAGAGCUACAUUCUGCCAUCAGGAAAUACAAAUCUGUAUUGGAGUUGGGGUAUUGCAGUAAUGACAGGUGUUUAUAUCAGUGGUGGUGUUAGUGGUGGUCAUCUCAACCCUGCGCUCACACUAGCACUCGCUGUAUUCCGUGGCUUUCCGUGGAAGAUGGUGUGGCAGUUCUGGGUUGCCCAGCUGGUCGGUAUGUUCUGCGGGGGUCUGCUCGUGUAUGCCAUCUAUAGUCAGGCUUUGACCACACUCGACCCCGACAAGACUGUCUCGGCAAGUGGCAGCAGUGCGCUCUUCGUGACGUACCCAUCUAGCCUAUCGAGUAUCGGGCUGAUUCUCUCACUGGGUGACCGCGACAAUAGUCCUCCUGGUGCCUCUCUCGGUGCUUUCAUCCUUGCACUCGUGAUUAUGGCUCUGGGGUCCUCCCUAGGUGCUCUUAGCGGAUAUCCGAUGAAUCCUUCACGCGAUCUCGGUCCCCGUUUCGCUCUGAGUUGCGUCGGAUACGGCCGAGAACUGUGGACUGAACCGCGCUGGUGGCUCGGCGGUCCUAUACUGGGCAGUUUUGCAGGCGCAGUUCUCGGUGGUGUCUGCUACGACUUCUUUAUUUACUCCGGUCUCGGAAGUCCACUUAACUUUACUACUAAACAGUGGAAACGACUUAUCGUAAACAACAUGGCUAAACCUGGCAUUGACAGGCAAAAGAGGGAUAAUAAGGCAAGUAGGAAGCAGUAUUCCAAGGACGACGACUUUAUAGUUAAAGGAUAUAAGGCUGUUUAG